GGGAGGAGCGGACGGCUCAUUGGCUGCUGUGGUGUGUGUAUGCAUGGAUCAGCGGAAUGAAGUGCAUAGACCGAGAUGCAAGCGGAGGAAGGUUGAAUUGCUACCACAUCUCUACAUUUAUAUUGAUUGAAUUACUUGCUUUUCACACACAUUUCAACACCCACUGUUAACCGGGAGAUGAUGCAUUACCUCAUACCAAGCCCCUGUCCCACUAGAUGACCGUGGUGGGUACAACCAGGCAGAAGAUGCAGAUGGAGAGAGAUAGAGAGAGGAUGAGGAAGACAGGCUGGAGAUGAAAAGAGACAGGAAUGGAUUCCAGAGCUGCUGCUGGUCUUAUUAAGAAGCACCUGGUAAGAGUGCAAUUAGAGUGUUAUCUAGAUAAGUGGAGGGAAGAAGAGGAGGAGGGCUAGCCGCUGUUGUGCGGUGAUCGGCUCUGAUGGCUCCUCGCUCCCCGGGGAAUCAGAGACAGAAACACAGCGAUUGGGGAGGGACAGUACAAAUUUGGAAAGUGACGGUGGAUAAUAGGAGGGUGUGUUUUGAACAAGAGGAACAGGAGUAACAUGGCUGCACAGUCUGAUGGAGGGGGAUGGGGAGGACUGGGGGAGGGGGAAGAAGGCUUUGAUGGAGACACAGAAGGAGACUGUCAGCCUCUGGACUCUGCAGCCAUACACAUAUGUCUGUGCUGCCACUCUGCUGUCUGCUACUGGGGCUGUCGCUCCAACUGUCUGGGAAACCUGCUGGGGGUGGACACUAAUGGAGGGACCGGAGUUGGUGGCAUUAGCGGUUUAAGGGAGACUCGCUGCCCGCCUGAGGAGGGCCUGUGGCUGGACUGCCUCUGGCUUAUCUUGGCUCUCCUUGUCUUUUUCUGGGACGUUGGAACAGACCUACUUCUCGCUGCGGACUAUUACGCCAGACAGGACUAUCUGUGGUUUGGCCUGACACUUUUCCUUGUGCUAGUGCCAUCGAUAGUGGUUCAGAUCCUGAGCUUCCGUUGGUUCGUUCAGGACUACAGCGGAGAGUGUAUGACAACCUGGCUGGGGACAGUGGACUGCAGCAAGGGAGGAGAGAGAGAAAAGCUUACCAGGCGAGGGCCAGCUGACCACAGAGGGGUUUAUCCAGGGACAGAUCGGGUCAGAGUGGUAUCAGUGUGGCUUUGGCAGAUCUCCAUACACAUUCUACAGCUGGGACAGGUCUGGAGGUAUAUCCGUACAUUAUACCUGGGUAUCCAGUCCCACCGUAUGAAGGAGCAUAAGGAGGCCCAGAGGCGGUUCUACUGGGCCAUGAUGUUUGAGUAUGCAGACGUUAAUAUGCUGAGGCUACUAGAGACCUUCCUGGAGUCAGCUCCUCAACUAGUACUACAGCUUUGCAUCAUGAUACAGCAAAACCGUGCUGAGACUCUACAGUGUAUUUCAAGUAUAGGCUCUCUGCUGUCUCUAUCCUGGGUGCUGGCAUCAUAUCACAAGCUUCUGCGCGACUCCAGGGACGACCAGCGCAGUCUGAGUUAUCGCGGUGCCCUUCUUCAUCUACUCUGGCGCCUCCUGACCAUCUCCUCUCGCGUUCUCUCCCUUGCCCUCUUCGCCUCCCUUUUUCACCUCUACUUCGGCAUCUUUGUGGUGCUCCACUGGUGCGGCAUGGCCCUGUGGGUGGUCCAUGGGGGAACGGAUUUCUGCAUGUCUCGCUGGGAGGAGGUGCUGUUCAACAUGGUGGUGGGCAUUGUCUACAUCUUCUGUUGGUUCAACGUCAAGGAAGGACGCACCAGGGGACGCAUGGUGGCUUACUACUCUGUGGUACUGGCUGAGAAUUCACUCCUCACCGGGCUAUGGUAUGUGUAUCGCGACCGUGCAGAAACAGACAGCUAUGCGGUGCCGGCACUGUGUGGCGUCUACCUGUCCUUUGCUGGGGGAGUGCUCGUCAUGCUUCUAUACUACAGCCUUCUUCACCCCUCGCACGCACAAGCCUCCCCGGCCUCCAGCUGCUGUGACGAGUUGCUUUGGGGUAGCCCCCUGCCUCCAUCUGCUCCCCCAACCCCGGCUCAUCUGGCCGCCCCGUCCCACAGUGAUGAGAUCAUCGCAGACAGUUGUCUGCCCGUGUUCCAGGUGCGUUCAGAGCCCCCCGCCUCACAGCGUUUCGAGGGUCCACUGAUUAAGAUUGAUAUGCCCAGGAAAAGAUACCCAGCCUGGGAUGCUCACUAUGUGGACAGAAGGCUGCGAAGGACCAUCAACCUACUGCAGUACCUGACGCCUGCAGCCGCAGGCAUACGAUACAGGGACGGACCUCUGCUCUACGAACUGCUGCAGUACGAGUCUUCACUCUGACACACAUAUUUACAUCUAAACACAUGUAGCCGAUGGAAAAUGUCUACCUAGUCAGUGGUGCAUGCUAGUUGCAUUCAAUUUGUGACAUCACCCACUCUGGGAAGAGAAAUAGAAAUAGUUGUUUCCCCUUCCUUUUGCUCUGCAAGAUUGCAACUUUUGUGGAGUGACAGGAAAUAAUAUUCACUGGUCCCUGCGAUUGCUCAGGUUAGGGCAAGGAGAGGGACGAUAGCAACACUGUUAUAUUGGUGCUGUGACAUGGAUCACUCAGUUGGGCUCUGCCCCAUUGCCUAUGUUGCUGUGGAGAUUGAAGUAAAAGAUUAAGUGUAGCGUCAAAUAAAUGGCUGGCUACUUAGCGGUGUAUAUGUAUCACCAGUAGCGUUUAAUUGGUGACAUUUCCUGUUCUGAAACCUAGAAGUGUUGUAUUUGUUAACCUUACUCUGCAUGAUCCCCAUCUUUUGUGGAGUGACUGUUAACAAUGCCUUGCGAAUGAUGGUUGUCAUUGUGUUCAGAGGGUACCGGGUAUGAGCCCAGGAAGCUACACUGUUACACACAGAAAUAGUGCAGUAUGAACUAUGUAAGCUACUGCAGUGUGAAUCUUUCUCUGUGUUUCUAUUCAUCUGUUUUCCUCGCUCAGCUGAAAAGACUGGAGAGUAAGGAAAGACUGCAUGUCAUUAUUAUUGGGUCUACAUGAAUAAUAAUAAUAAAAAUAUUAUAUGAAAAAUUUAAUUUAAUAUAAACAGCUCCCUGAAAGCAGUCUGCUAUGUGAGUUCAUAUUCAUUUUAGUUUGCUGAAAGGUUCUGUCUUCAUUCUUUAGGUCGGCUAACUGGAGGUAUAUUUUCUUGGGUUGGUAACUGGGAGUAUAUUGUCGUUUGUGUUGCUAACUGGGAGUAUAUUCACUUUCGGUUGGGUAAUUGGGAUUAUAUUCCCUUUAGGUUGAUAGCUGGGAGUAUAUUGUCUUUAGUGUUGCUAACUGGGAAUACAUUCUCUUUUAGAUUGGCUAAAUGAGAUUAUAUUCCCUUUAGGUAGGUAACUGGGAGUAUAUUGUCUUUAGGUUGGUAACUGGGAGUAUAUUGUCUUAGCUUAGUGGCUAUAUAUUCACUUUAGCUACCUGGGUGUGUAUAUUUCUAUGUACAGAAAUGUGUGUACUAUGUGUGUUGUGACUGAGCUGUGAGUCCGGUAGUCUGUUAUUUUGCUUGUUUGUCAAAUUAGGAAGACACAUUACAGAAUGUUAAGAUAGAAAUGUAUUGUGUAAAACAAAUAUGAUUGUCAUGUAGAUUACCGAUAUGCCAUGCUCUUUCAGAUGAUCUCAUAUCUGAGGUUGUCAUAGUAAUAUAGACAUUUACCUGAAAACACCUGACUAACCUUCCAACAACCAAUACUAAGCCUUCCACCGAUCAACUUCAAAUGGUGCAAAUAUAUAUAAAUAUAUAUAUGAAGUUAAUUUGUUAACUAAUAUUCUAUUAGGUGCAAAUGUAUAUUAACAUACAGUCGUGGCCAAAAGUAUUGACGUCAUCACACUUUCUUUAAAUAACAAAAUUCUAUCUAAAACAUAAUUUGAGUAUUUGGUCUCAACAAUUCUUUAUUUAACUGUUAAUGGUACAUAACCUUUGUUUUUGAUUCAGGAACUGAUAUACAUUUAAACCGGAAAAUAAACAAAAAUGUAAUGAAAAAAAUUAUUGACACCUCAGAAUAUUUGGUAGUACAACCUUUGGCCCAACAAGCGCUUCCAAUUGCCAUGGAUGAGCUUCCUGGACUUCCUGUACUGGCAGUUUGGCCCACUCCUCUUGUACAAAAUGCUCCAGUUCUCCCAGAUUUAAUUUGUGCCUCCUAACUGCUGUUCUCAAUGGUAUUAAAAUCUGGACUCAUUCCUUGCCACAUUCAGAAGUACAGUGUUUGUUUCUGAUGUAAUCUUCACUUCAACACUAUUGACAAAGGUAACCUAAUUUAAUGAAUGAUACUGAAAAAAAAAAUAUUUUCAUAGAGCGGAUAAAAAAUGAAGACCACCGCUUGCUUCAAUAGCUGUUUUGAAGUAACUUAAUGUAAUAGUUUCUUACAUGAUCUGUCAGCUAAUUUUGUCUCCUUUUUACAGUUCUGUUUUGACUGUGCCAUGUGUAAUGGUUUUGCAUGCAAUGCCCACUUCAAGUCCCGCCACUGUAUUUCAGUAGGAUUGACAUCUGGGCUUUUUUGUCAUUCUGUUCUAGCUUUGCUUGGGUGUUCUGGAUCAUUAUCAUGUUCCAAGACUUAGGUACCUGGGCUUUGUAGCCAGACUCAUGGGUGUCAAUAACUUUUCUUUUGAGGACCUUGGAUAGGUUGUUUGAUCUGGUAUGAUGUGUUAUCAAACAUCCAUAUGGUUAAGAACAAACCAAGUUUCUAAUCUUUAUGAAACGCUGGAUCUUCCCAAGUCAGUCUCUAAUGAUUUUAAAAUAAUUAGCACCUGUUGUGGUGCACCUGAUUCUAAUUUUAUACAUUUUAUGUGAUGGUAAAUGUAGGGCAUUAUUAAAGUUUUUUCUUACAUUUGAUUUGAUGUAUUGGGGUACCUUUAUCAAUGAAUGUGGUGAGAAAUUAGCUCAAAUAUUCAUGUGUCCAAAUAUUUAAAAAUACAUCUUUUCAGGGGGGUAGUUACUUCACAUGAUUGUAUGUGUACCAAAAUAAUUUUGAAUGGCAAGCGUUUUCUAUAAUGAAUUAUUCUAGAAUAUUAUCAUUUUAAUGAAGUGCAAGAGUGCCAAUACUUUUGGCCAUGACUGUAUAUCAACUUAUUUGUUGACAAAUAUAUUUGGUGCUUCAUAUGGUGCAAAUAUAUAUUUGAACUUCAUUUAAAGCAAUAACACACUUAAGGUUAUGCAUUUUGAGUCAAAAGUUAACUCAGCAUUCUACAUAUAACCUCAAAACUCUCUUUCUGUUCUGCGUCAAGAGUAACAGAAAGAAAAAGUGUUUCAGUUUUGUGGCCAAAAUUUGACAUGCUAUAAGUUCAGAGAUGAGGUUGUAUUGCUACCAUACAUAUUCACAUCAGAAUCUAGUUUUAUAAAUAAAAUAUAAAAUAAAAAAGGUCAGUUAAUGAGUCAUUCUUACUGGUGGUCAGGACAUCAGUCUCUCAGGCUGAGCUGCAGUCAACUCUGAUAAGCACAUAAAUACAAAUAUUUUUAAGGUUUUUGUUGCCCUUAUCUCUAUCGGUUCUAGCUACAUACUGCUGAUUUAUGUUCUUCUGACAUUUAGAAUGAGAAUAAUGAACAUUGUGUUUGGUAGGACUGUGAUGAUGUCCUGGGUUUGCUGUUAAUGGGUUUUGUUUGGCUGGCUAAUUUCAUUGAUCUUGCUUGUUGACAUAAUCCCUCUGAUGCUAAUGUUAGGAGAUUGUCACGCUAAACUUGAUGUUGAUGUAGGAAAAGUUAUUACUGUUAUAUUACCUCCUGAAAAGACUAUUAACCUGUGACAAUUCAUACAUGACAGAUACUUUUUAAUAUCUGCAUUCAUACUGGUAAUAAGAGAUCAGUAAACAAAUCAUUAAAUCUGAACAACAUACUAUUAACCCGAGUCAUCUAUUUUUAUAUGUUAUGUUGUGACUGAAUUGAAGAAUAUAUACAAAUUAUUAAUUUUACAAAACAAAAAGGUUUUUUCCCUACUGUUUUCUCAGGGAUCAUAUAAAAAGCUGGAUCUGCUUAAAUAAAACCAGCCAGUCUCAGAGAGCUUAACAUUCCAGCUCAGGCUUCACAGACUACACUAGACUGCAGAUAUUACUUGCCCACCUACCAAUAACUCUAGCAAGCUUUGAAAUGUGUGUGCAUGUUAUAGUCAGUUAAAUGCUAAGCCCUUAAUUGAGAAAAUACUUGGGCGAUUCAGUGCUAAAUUAUAUAUUUUGGUAAAACCAACAUGAAAGUCAGCUGCCUAUAGUGUAACAUAGGCAAAACUGCAAUACCUAUUUCAUUAGGAUACCUGUAUAUUAAUAAUAUGGUAUUUAAAUGCAAAAGCAUCAUACAUGUAUGUGUAUAAAUUGCUUUUCCAUAAGUAAUAUGUAACAUAGGUA
This is a messenger RNA of Esox lucius (northern pike), 6333 nucleotides long. RefSeq names its product XK-related protein 6 (gene xkr6a). The transcript has 5 exons. Gene Ontology annotation, cellular component: plasma membrane. Bases 561 to 2315 code for a protein of 584 amino acids. The record is from RefSeq and is a predicted model, not a curated record. Lineage: Eukaryota; Metazoa; Chordata; Actinopteri; Esociformes; Esocidae. Gene Ontology annotation, biological process: apoptotic process involved in development; phosphatidylserine exposure on apoptotic cell surface; engulfment of apoptotic cell.